AUGAUCUCUCGGUGGUCUAGUGGCAUCUUUCUUCUACUGCUUUUGAUGGAUUCGACAGCUCUUCGAUCCACUUUUACAUACCAUCCACAAGGUUCGCAGUCUCUCCUCUACAUCCCUGGAUUGGAACCGAUCCUGCAUUUGGAUCAGGUAGGUCGGAAAACUUAAUUUAUUGUCAUGAGGAAGGUGAUAAAUCUUAUAUUUAUGUUAUAGCUGACGUUCGAUGACACGAUCUUUGAUCCGACUAGACAGAAUUCAUUUUUGGUCGAGUUCUACGCUGACUGGUGCGGCCAUUGUCGCGCGUUUGCUCCUUUCUUUAAGGAAUUUGCUUCUUUGGUGGUUAAUUGGAAGGAAGUUACCAUAGUCUCUGCCAUCAAUUGUGCUGACGCUUUUAAUGCAGAUAUCUGUAAGAAGAAUGGAAUCAGCCACUUCCCCAUGCUCAAGGUAAGGUUGUGUUUAUAGAUCUAUACAGUUGCUUUAGUAUUUCCCUCGAACAGCCACCAAUUAUGCCGAAGGCCAACUUCUAGAGCCAGCUCACUCCGGCACCAAUCUGAGAGAUCAGUUGGCUUCAAAAGUCACAAAUGAAUAUAGCCUUAGGCGAUACCCGGACUGGCCCAACUUCGGCUAUGUUGAUGUUACUGGGUAAGGACUUACAAUGAAUGUAAAAGGACUGACUUUUAUCGAAGAUGACUUUCGUUUUCAGUCAAACCAAGUUUGAAGACCUCUGGAAUGGAAUCCUCCCUCAGGCAAUGUACAUGGCCAUAGUCUUUGAGCAGUAUGACAGCGUUGCUGCCCAGGCUAUGCUCGAUUUAUGGCCUUAUCGCGGUCAUGUUGGCGUUCGAAGAGCCAUGGCCAACUCUCCUUUGGUCCAGAUGCUUCAAAUCAACAGCUUCCCUUAUGUGGCGCUAUUCAAACGGGGAAAUCAGCAGAGCAUCUUCAUGAGCCCGUAAGUUAUUCUUUAUACAUCAUUGCUCUGCUUUUGGUCAAUUUAUUAUUAUGUUCAUUCCAGCUAUGGAUACACAACUCUACAAGAUGUAAUGGCAAGAGCUGACCCUAACGAGAGGGUGACGAGGCCUCCGGUAAUUCAGGCCACCACCCCCAAGCCCUCGAACAUUAUCCAUUGCGACAAACAGCCAGAGCGAUGCCAACAGAUGUUCUUUGCGUCAGAAACUGACAUGUUGAAGGCGAUGAGGUCUGCUUUAUUGGAUGAAGUAGUCAGAGCCAAUGACUUUGUUACUGGACAGAACUUUACCAAUCUUCAGAACUUUGUGUCGUUAUUGGCGGAUGUAAGAAUGAGAAGGCAAUUUUUUUAUUUGAUUCUUUUAGCAUUUUCCAACGGUAUCAUAUGCGAACGGACUUCAACGACGCGCUUUGAAACGGUCUACUAGUGUGGUAAGGUUAUUUUGAAUAGCGAAAUCAUCAAACAAAUUUUUUAAAAUUAAUGUCUGGUAUAAUAUAAAUUUUAGGCGCUGAAAAAGAGCUCCGCCGCCAAGGAGGUCUUCGAUCAACUGAGGAAGAUGUUAGACACAAAACCUGGCCAGAUCUCCAUCAAAGAAUGGAAAACAACCUUUGAAGGACUAGAGGUUUGUCCUUUAUGCUCCAAUAUAUCACAUCGAACAGCCUUACAUCAUAUUCUAUAAUUCUUAUUGUUCUUUCAGGACCGUUACGGCAAGCCUUUCCCCACCGAUGCUGACUGGCAACAUUGCCGAGGAAGUGGACCUCAAUUUAGAGGUUAUACUUGUGGCCUUUGGACGACCUUCCACACAUUAACAAUUCACACUUAUAUGGACACAAUUAAAGGUAUCUUAGCUCUGUAAUUAAAUAAAGUUGCUGUUUAGCCAAGACAAUCAAGCCCAUCACUCCAUUGAAGUACAUCCAAGGAUGGGUCAACUCUUUCUUUGGGUGUGAAAACUGUAAGCAACACUUUAUGGAGAUGACCACACAGAAAUUCCCAAUGAAUGAGGAACGAGUAAGUGGUUUCUAUUUAAAAUUGGAUUUCUGCUUUUUCAUUAUUUAUUUUGUGGCCAACCUUACAUUGAUUAUAUUGUUUUAGGUGAAGAACUCUCAUGAUAUGUUCAUGUAUUUGUGGCGAGCUCAUAACAUUGUAAACAAUCGCCUGCACGGUGAUGUAACAGAGGAUCCGCAGUUUCUCAAGUACCAAUUUCCACCCUUCUUCCUUUGCCCGACCUGCCAUGCCGGAGGGCAAUUCAGUCGGAGGAAGGUCCGCAAUUUCCUGCUCAGAUACUAUGUUAACAUCCGGCCGUAUAACCGAGUGCAUUAG
This is a messenger RNA of Bursaphelenchus xylophilus (pine wood nematode), 2278 nucleotides long. NCBI's taxonomy places the organism in Eukaryota, Metazoa, Nematoda, Chromadorea, Rhabditida, Aphelenchoididae. The record is from the annotation of a GenBank genome assembly.